Messenger RNA from Glycine soja, 1098 nucleotides. RefSeq lists its product as uncharacterized. Bases 1 to 1098 code for a protein of 365 amino acids. Lineage: Eukaryota; Viridiplantae; Streptophyta; Magnoliopsida; Fabales; Fabaceae. The record is from RefSeq and is a predicted model, not a curated record. The transcript has 6 exons.
AUGGAUCACGCAGCUGAUGAGGUCCACGAACAGCCUAAAGAAGCAACUGUUGAUGAUGAAGUUGUUGAUGUCGAGGGUUUUCCAAGCGGACUGCACGACACAUCAGUUCUGAAUGGCUAUGCUAAUCAUGUUGCAGUCAUUGUUUGGAAUAGAGAGGGACUUAUAUCGGUUUUUGCGGAGAGAUGGCAUAAUGAAAUUAGCAGUUUCCAUCUUCCUGUAGUAGAGGUGACUAUCACCCUCAAUGAUGUGGCCUUUUUGCUUCAUCUGCCCAUCACAGGCGCAUUCCAUAGCUUUGAGACUGUUCAUGUUGAGGAAGUGGUGUUGCUAUUAGUCGAAUUACUUGAGGUUGCACUCUUUUUUCUAACAAGAGUGCAACACACGUGCAUGUGGUCUUCCUGGACACCUUUCAAGACCUCACCCAGAGUGGAAGCUACGCAUAUGUACGACAAUUUGAAUGAUGUGUCUAAAAAUAGUGACAGACAAUUUGCAGGAUAUAUCACACUAUUACAGAUUAUCAUGAGAGGAAACCGCGUGCCUACCGCUGGAACUCUAGAAGGAAUUACCAGUGUCAACUUGUUUUCAUACACCAACCAGAGAGGGUUGUGCGGCAGUUUGGGUAAUGUUCAGAACAUUCCUCCAUACUCUCCAGCAUCAAGAUUAAGCUUUGAAUAUAUUGAUGACAAAUGGAUGGAUUUUUCUGAGUACCUUGCACUGGUGGGUCAGAUUUGUGUUGUGCUGGGACAGUGUGUAGCAAACUACAUCGACUGGUUCUACAUGAUUUAUCAUCCCUUGAUUAGACCGACACAGCCCAAGGAUCCAACUAGACAUCAACCUGUCGUGCAAGAUGACACAUAUGUUGAACCAGAUAUUCCUCAGUACUCGGUGGCAGCUGCAGCUGUGGAGGAAGCACCUGCAGAUGCACCUUCUCAUGUAGAGCAGCCUCAACAUGCAGUGGAUGUUUGCCAAGCAAUAGCUGAAAGGUUAGAAUGGUUGUUGAAUCUGAAGAUAGUGAUAGAAGUUAUAGAAGCAUACAGUGUCAUGGAAGGCUGCCUAAGGAUCGCUAGAGGUGUCACUACGAAACGCAAUGUAUAUGUGUGA